UCAGGUGCUUUCAAAAAAAAUUAUAAUUUGGAUGUGAGAAAGGACAUGAGGAGACUAAAGACCUGGGAUUUUGCUGAUCAGAAUGAAACCGAUGUUGAAAGACUUUUCAAAUUUGUUGUUGGUGGUUCUCUGUGACUAUGUUCUUGGAGAAGCCGAACAUCUGCUCCUGGGGGAGCCAGGCCACAUAGCGCUGAGCAACAACACAGUGUCUGUGGCGUUCCAGUAUUUUGAUGGUGCUGAUGGGAUGCUGAGGAAUGUGACUGUCCUGCUGGUAGAAGCCAACACCAAUCAGACUCUUGUCACCAAGUAUCUUCUGACCAAUCAGUCUCAGGGAACACUCGAGUUUGAGUGCUUCUACUUCAAGGAAGCUGGUGACUACCAGUUCACAAUGAUGACUCCAGAAGCAGUAGACAAUAGCACUGCAGACCCCUGGUGGGAGAAAAGUGCCUUUCUGAAGGUGGAAUGGCCCAUCUUUCAUGUUGACUUGAACAGGACAUCCAAGGCAGCAGAAGGCACCUUCCAGGUGGGCCUUUUUACCAAUCAACCACUAUGCCCAUUUCCUGUGGAAAAGCCCAAAAUCUUGGUGGAUGUUAUUUUCACCAACAGCCUUCCCGGGGCAAGAACAAGCCCUGGACAGCCAUUGAAGAUAAGAACCAGCAAAAGGACAGAACUUGCUCAAGGUCAGUGGGUUGAAUUUGCCUGCGCACCUGUGGGGCCAGAGGCCUAUGUCACUGUGGUACUGAAGCUACUUGGCCGAGACUCAAUCAUUACCUCCACAGGACCCAUUGACCUGGCCCAGAAAUUUGGAUACAAACUAGAGGUGGUGCCAGAACUCACAUGUGAGUCUGGCGUGGAGGUGAUGGUGCUGCCUCCACCAUGCAUCUUUGUUCAAGGGGUGAUUGCUGUCUUUAAGGAGGCCCCCAGACGCCCUGGGGAGAGGACCAUUCAGCUGGCUGAAAACAGCCUGGCACUGGGAGAGAGGAAAACGGUAUUUAACUGCACUUUGUUUGAAAUGGGGAAGAACAAGUACUGUUUUGACUUUGGCAUCUCAAGUAGGAGCUAUUUUCCCACCAAGGAGAAGGAGUGCAUGCUAAUUCAGAGAAAUAUAGAAACUUGGGGACUGUGGCAGCCAUGGAGCCAGUGUAGCACCACAUGUGGGGAUGGUGUCAGAGACCGUCGCCGAGUGUGUCUCACUUCCUUCCCCUCCAGACCUGGCUGCCCUGGAAUAUCCUUGGAGACCUCCCUGUGUUCCCUGGAGGAAUGUGCUGCUUUCUGGCCAUCCAGCCCAUCUCCUCUUCAGCCCCAGGGUCCAGUGAAGUCUAACAACAUCGUGACAGUCACUGGGAUAUCCCUGUGCUUGUUCAUCAUCAUUGCCACCGUGCUUAUCACACUGUGGAGGAGGUUCGGCCGCCCCCCUAAGUGCAGCACCCCUGCUCGACACAAUUCCAUCCACUCCCCUGCCUUCCGGAAAAACUCAGAUGAGGAGAACAUCUGUGAGCUGAGUGAGCAGCGUGGGAGCUUUUCAGAUGGGGGUGAUGGCCCCAUGGGAAGCCCGGGGGAUGUGGGCAUUCCUCUGACCUUCAGGCGAAGUGUGCCGGUGACUCCUGAGGAUGACGCUUCUGGCAGUGAGAGCUUCCAGUCCAACGCCCAGAAGAUAAUUCCCCCUCUCUUUAGCUACCGCCUUGCCCAGCAGCAGUUGAAGGAGAUGAAGAAGAAAGGCCUGACAGAAACUACCAAAGUGUACCAUGUGUCACAGAGUCCCCUGACAGACACAGCCAUGGAUGCUGCCACUGGUCCCCCCUUAGACUUGGAAAGUGCAGAAGAAGCUGCAGCAAAUAAGUUCCGGAUCAAAUCCCCAUUCCCAGACCAGCCUGUGGUUAGUGCCGGAGAAAGGCCUCCCUCCAGGCUGGAUUUCAGUUCAUCUCAGCCUAGUUGUGCUAUAAGCCCUAGCCAAACCCUGAUUCGCAAGUCACAGAUGAGGCAUGCGAGCAACAGAGGGGGCCCAUCAGAGAGGAGCCACCCCAGGAAUUCCCAUUUCAGGAGGACAGCUAGUUUUCAUGAAACCAAACAGGCCCGGCCAUUCAGGGAGAGGAGCAUGUCCACGCUGACUCCUCGGCAGGCUCCCACCUACAGUUCUAGGGUGAGGACCUGGGACCAAGCAGAGGACAGAAUUAGGCCUCAGAGUCGAGGGGCUCACCUAUUUCCUGAGCAUUUCCAAGGGACAGGUGGAACCAAUGGCCCAUUAAAUCCUCUUCCUAAAUCCUACUCCUUGGGGCAACCCUCGAGGAAGCCAGAGCUGGGGGAUCGCCAGGUAGGGUCAGUGGCAGGAGUGGAGAGAACAGAGCUUCCUAGAGCUCGGAGGGGACCAUCCCCUAGUCACAGGAGUGUCUCAAGGAAGCAGUCAUCCCCUUCCUCCCCCAAAGAUACCUACCAGAGGGUCAGUCCUCUGAGCCCUUCUCAAUGUAGAAAAGACAAGUGUCAGAGCUUCCCAGCCCACCCUGAGUUUGCCUUCUAUGACAACACAUCAUUUGGCCUCACUGAGGCUGAGCAGAGGAUGCUGGACCUACCAGGAUACUUUGGGUCAAAUGAAGAGGAUGAAACCACAAGUACACUUAGCGUGGAGAAGCUGGUGAUCUAGACUGGCAAUCAGCCUGAGACAUUGCACAACUGGGGCCCUUUGUUCAAACUGUGGUAUCAGCCACUCACAUUGUUCUAUGGAUUGUUUUGUUCGUACAGAAGGACAGAAAGUGGGGAGGAUGUGUGGCUAUGCAUGUAUUUUAACUCAUAAGAAGUUCUUUAUCAUGAAUUUUUCUGUUACCCUCUUUCUAUUGAUUUGCUACUACUACUAUUAAUAAAAUUUAAAC
Messenger RNA from Tupaia belangeri chinensis (Chinese tree shrew), 2864 nucleotides. It is a transcript of the gene THSD1, whose product is annotated as thrombospondin type 1 domain containing 1. NCBI's taxonomy places the organism in Eukaryota, Metazoa, Chordata, Mammalia, Scandentia, Tupaiidae. Bases 83 to 2638 code for a protein of 851 amino acids. Gene Ontology annotation, cellular component: cell periphery. The transcript has 4 exons. The record is from RefSeq and is a predicted model, not a curated record.